Messenger RNA from Oryza sativa Japonica Group (Japanese rice), 1251 nucleotides. Lineage: Eukaryota; Viridiplantae; Streptophyta; Magnoliopsida; Poales; Poaceae. The record is from RefSeq and is a predicted model, not a curated record.
UAAGAAAAAGCAAAAAAAGGAAAAAAAUAGGGAGUGAAAAAAAAAAACCCCAAAAGAAAGAAAUCUCCUUCUCUCUCUCGAUCCCGUCUCGUCUCGUCAGUCUGCACCCGGUUGCCUCCCCGCCGCUCUCCUCUCCGGUCUACUCCUCCGCCGUCGCCGUCGGCACCGCCGCCGGAGCUCCUCCCUGCUCCCUCUACUGGGUUGGCGGGGAGUGGAUCGGGGAUCUGCACGCAGGGGCCGAUUUCUUCUCUUCGUAAGGAGUAGAUAACACAGAAUAGUUGAAGAUGAGCAGCAUAGGCACAGGAUACGAUCUGUCCGUUACCACCUUCUCUCCGGAUGGUCGCGUCUUCCAGGUUGAGUAUGCCACGAAGGCUGUCGACAACAGCGGGACUGUUGUUGGAAUCAAAUGCAAAGAUGGAAUCGUCCUGGGUGUGGAGAAGCUAGUAACUUCGAAGAUGAUGCUGGAGGGAUCUAAUAGGAGGAUCCAUUCAGUGCACUGGCACUCUGGCUUGGCUGUUGCUGGUUUAGCUGCAGAUGGCAGGCAAAUUGUUUCAAGAGCAAAAUCGGAAGCGGCCAGUUAUGAGAAGGUCUAUGGUGAACCCAUUUCUGUAAAAGAAUUGGCUGAUCGUGUGGCUAGCUACGUUCAUCUUUGUACACUCUACUGGUGGCUCAGGCCUUUUGGUUGUGGAGUUAUUCUUGGAGGUUAUGAUAGGGAUGGGCCACAGCUCUACAUGAUCGAACCCUCAGGAGUCUCAUACAAAUACUUUGGUGCUGCUCUGGGUAAAGGAAGACAGGCUGCAAAAACUGAAAUAGAGAAGUUGAAGCUUUCCGAGCUUACCUGCCGGGAAGGCAUUGUGGAGGUUGCAAAGAUCAUUUAUGGAGUACAUGAUGAAGCUAAGGACAAAGCUUUUGAGUUGGAAUUAAGCUGGAUAUGUGAUGAAUCAAAUCGCCAGCAUCAGAAGGUUCCUGCUGAUCUUUUGGAGCAGGCCAAGGUUGCAGCUCAGGCAGCGCUUGAGGAGAUGGAUGCUGAUUAAGAGGAGACCCGACUAUGUUCUACGUUUGGCCACUGAUGAAAUCUUUGAUGUCAUUACUGGCACACAGGGACAUGGCCAUUCUGUCGGAUUUUAAAACUUCGCAUGUACUUAUGGUACUAAAUUCAUGGAAAGUUUGAUGCUGGACAGUGAAUGGAUAUCUGACUUUUGACUGAACUUGUCCCUUAAAUCUUGAUGAAUUGCUCGUUUCGCGUUUGCC